Molecule: messenger RNA, 1759 nt
Organism: Meloidogyne enterolobii
Lineage: Eukaryota; Metazoa; Nematoda; Chromadorea; Rhabditida; Meloidogynidae
Source: the annotation of a GenBank genome assembly
UUUACUUUAUUGGUUACCAUCAAUUUGUUCAAUAAAUGGGCUGUACUCAUAGUGCUAACGACAAACAAGCGAAGGAUAGAAGCAGGCAAAUUGACGAACAGUUGAAAACGGACCAUGAACGUUCACAAAGGGAGGUUAAACUCUUACUUCUGGGCGCUGGUGAAUCUGGGAAAAGUACAAUUGUAAAACAAAUGAAGAUUAUUCACGAGACGGGAUAUAGUGACGAUGAACGCAUUGCCUAUCGGCCUGUGGUUUAUUCGAACACUAUCCAGUCUUUGGUUGCAAUUGUAAAGGCAAUGGGCCGUUUAGGAAUUGAAUUUGCCAACCCCUCUCGGAAGGCCGACGUUGAAUCGUUUUAUCAUUUGGCAGAGACUUCAGAGGAUGGAGGACUGCCGCCCGACUUAGCAGCUGUAAUGAAACGUUUAUGGGAAGAUGUUUCUGUCCAGGAAUGUUUUGCACGUUCCCGUGAAUACCAGCUCAAUGACUCUGCCUCUUAUUACUUGAAUUCUUUGGACAGGAUUGCAGCUCAUGGAUAUUUGCCUACACAAGAUGACGUUUUAAGAACACGCGUGAAAACAACUGGAAUUGUUGAAACGCAUUUCACUUACAAGGACCUUUACUUCAAAAUGUUUGAUGUCGGCGGGCAACGUAGUGAAAGGAAAAAGUGGAUUCAUUGCUUUGAAGGAGUCACCGCGAUUAUUUUCUGUGUGGCAUUGUCUGAAUAUGACAUGGCUUUGGCAGAAGAUGAAGAAAUGAAUCGAAUGAUUGAGAGUAUGAAGCUUUUUGACUCCAUUUGCAACAAUAAAUGGUUUUUGAAUACGUCUAUAAUUCUUUUCCUAAACAAGAAAGAUCUUUUUGAGGAAAAAAUUAGUCGGUCACCAUUGACUUUGUGUUUUGCUGAGUAUACAGGCUCAAAUACUUAUGAAGAAUCAGCCGCCUAUAUUCAAUUGCAAUUCGAGUCGUUAAAUAAACGAAAGGAUGGCCAAAAGGAAAUUUACACUCAUUUCACUUGUGCCACAGAUACGAAUAAUAUUCGGUAUGUUUUUUAUAAUAUUUUUAAGCUUAGUUUUCUAAUUUCCGUUUCUGCUUUUAUUUUUGCUUUCGUUUAUUUUUUCUUAUUUAUUUCAAGUUUUCUAAAAAUAAGUUUUUUUUUUGAAUGGGUACCGUUAAUUAAUUUCCGUUUCUGAAUUUAUACUAACAAGAUCUAACCUGAUAUUUUCUCAUUUAAUUCUAAAUCUCCAAAUUCAAUAUCUUUCCCUUACAUUGAAAGGAGGAAAUAUAUAUUAGAUUUUUUUGACUUUAUCUUUGUUUGUUUUUGAGGUUUGUUUUUGAUGCCUGUACUGAUAUUGUAGUGAGAGAGAAUUUACGGCAAUGCGGUCUUCUCAUCUAACAAUAAAUAAAAAAUUUCUUUAACAACUAUUAAAUACGCACAUAAACACACUAACACACACAAACAUUCGUUUAUAUUUUUUGCUCGUCCUUAUGUUUUUGACACAAUCCAAUUUUUCGUAUGCUUUGCUUUUUUGAUCAGUUAAAAAUAAAAAUAAGUUUUUUAUAAGAAUUAUUAAGAUUAACAACGGAAAUGUAUUCGUUAACUAGCAUUUGAUUUAUUUUUGACCUUUAACCAUCCUUAUUUAAAUCUCUUUUGUGCUGUUUGUGUGUUUUAUGUUGCGCUCGCAUUUCCGUUGUUUGGUUUUUGGAAUUAUUUUUAUACUCACUUCUCUCCAACUUUACGAUUAAUUUUAUUUUGGUCUUGUUU